This is a messenger RNA of Octopus bimaculoides (California two-spot octopus), 1877 nucleotides long. Its product is annotated as beta-catenin-like protein 1. NCBI's taxonomy places the organism in Eukaryota, Metazoa, Mollusca, Cephalopoda, Octopoda, Octopodidae. Gene Ontology annotation, cellular component: spliceosomal complex. The record is from RefSeq and is a predicted model, not a curated record.
GAGGUCGCCAUUGGAAAAAUGGUGAUUGGUUGAAAUGUGGCACGUGACUAUAUUACGCAUGCGUAAUUCUAGUUGAUGCAGUCAACAUGGAUGUGGGAGAAUUGCUCUCUUACCAGCCAGAAAAACCUGGAUUCAGUCAUAAAAGGCAGCGACAUUAUGAAGGUGAAAAUGAUAACGAAAGUGACUAUCCUAAGAAAAGUAAAUUAUCAGAAAAUGAUCUGAUGAAAGCUGAAUCUCAGUUGUCUGAAGAGACUCGUGUCAAAAUUGCUCAGAUAGUUGAGGAUGAAGAGCCUGAGAUUGAUGUUCUGGAUGAAAUUGCUCUGAAAAGAAUGCUGCUUCAAUUUGAAAAACGAGUCUACAAAAAUCAAGAAAUGAGAGUCAAAUUUCCUGAUAUGCCAGAAAAGUUUAUGGAAUCUGAAAUGGAACUGAAUGAUGUCCUCCAUGAAAUGCAUGUGGUAGCAACUGUGCCUGCACUCUAUCAUGUUUUAGUAGAACUAAACACUGUACAGUCACUAUUACAGUUAUUAACACAUGACAACACUGAUAUUUCAAUUGCUGUAGUUGACCUCAUCCAGGAAUUGACUGAUGUGGAUACCUUAAACGAAAGUGAAGAUGGUGCAACAGCCCUUGUUGAUGCAUUAUUGGAUGGACAGAUUGUAGCUUUGCUGGUUCAAAAUCUGGAAAGGCUUGAUGAAACUGUAAAGGAAGAGGCUGAUGGUGUACAUAAUACUUUAGGUAUAAUGGAAAACCUCACAGAGUUCCGUCCAGAGAUUUGUCCAGAUUCUUCUCAACAAGGUUUAAUGCAAUGGAUUUUAAAACGAUUGAAGGCUAAAAUACCCUUUGAUGCCAAUAAACUGUAUGCUUGUGAAAUAAUGUCGAUCCUUCUUCAGAAUCAUGAUGAAAACAGACAGUAUAUUGGUGAACUAGACGGAAUUGAUGUUUUGCUCCAACAAUUAGCUUCUUAUAAAAGACAUGAUCCUGUUAACAGAGAUGAAAUUGAACUAAUGGAAAACUUGUUCAAUUGUUUGUGCUCUGCUUUGAUGUUGCCCUGCAAUCGUGCCAAAUUUCUAAAAGGAGAAGGUCUACAGCUGAUGAAUCUUAUGCUCAGGGAGAAACGAAUGUCUCGUAACAGUGCUAUUAAAGUGUUGAACCAUUCUAUGACAGGAUCAGAAGGAGCAGACAACUGUCAGAAAUUUAUUGAUAUUUUGGGUCUCCGGACAAUAUUUCCUCUUUUCAUGAAAACACCUAAACAGAGUAAAGCUGGACCAAUUAUGGAAGAAUUAGAAGAACACAUUACAUCAAUUAUCUGUAAUUUAUUGAGGAAUUGUCAAGGCACCCAACGGCAGAGACUUCUAAAUAAAUUUACUGAAAAUGAUCAUGAAAAGGUUGAACGAUUAUUGGAAUUACAUUUCAAAUAUUUGGAAAAAGUACAUCGUGUUGAUGAUCAAAUUGAGAAAGAAAAACAUAGAAUAAUGGAAAUGAAUGAAGAAUUAGAUGAAGAUCAUGAAGACCAAUUCUAUCUACGUCGACUUGAAGCAGGCUUGUUCACACUUCAGUUGAUAGACUGCAUUAUGUUGGAAAUUUGUGCAAGUGGUGCAUCUUCUGUAAAACAAAGAGUAAUGCAGAUUCUAAACAUGAGAGGAGGCUCUUUAAAAACUAUUCGCAACAUUAUGAGAGAAUAUGCUGGAAAUAUAGGAACUGCCAAAGAUGCUGAGAGUAAAGAAGCAGAACAAAGCCGAAUAUUGCAACUAGUGGACAAAUUUUAAUUAAUCUUUUUCAUUAGUCAUCAUUUUUUUUCUCCUCAUUAAAGUCUUACCACUCCUCCAUCUAUAUUUGUAACACUGUAAAAUAAAAUACAAACAACUCUUCUCAUUUUA